AUGGCCGCAAUGGAUGACAAGAACUCGGAAAUCACAACGCAUCGAGACGCAGCAGAGCGGAGUGUUGAAAAGCCGCACUCAGGGACACCUACAUCAUCAAACGGAUCAUCGCAUGCCGACCAUCUAGCAGACAGCGCGGACAAAGAGUUCUCCCAAACAGUCGAUUCUUAUCAUUCCAGUCACUCUGAUCUUGUAGACUGGGAUGGCUUGGACGAUCCGGACCAUCCUACAAACUGGCGACCGGCCUUGAAAUGGCGCAAUGUUCUCGUCGUCGCAACGUUAACAUUUCUCACGCCGUUCGCUUCUUCAAUGUUCGCGCCAGUGCUUGAUCAAGUAAUGCAGGACAUGGGCACCUCGAACCGCGAUGUUGGCUCAUUCGCCGUUUCUAUAUAUUUGUUGGGAUACGCUUUCGGGCCACUCUUCCUUGCUCCGUGCAGCGAGAUUUAUGGCCGCCUUCCAGUUUACCACGUGUGCACUUUCUUGUUCAUUCUUAUGAACAUUGCUUGUGCACUUUCUGUUAACAUGCCCAUGUUAAUCAUAUUUCGCCUCUUUACGGGGCUUGUGGGUGCAUGCCCCUUGACUGUAGGGCCAGGUACGGUGUCGGACUGCUUCAAACAAGCAGAGCGCGGCCGAGCCAUGUCGGUGUGGACGAUGCCUGUUCUUCUAGGCCCGUGUGUUGGCCCUGUAGUUGGUGCAUAUGUAUCUCGUGCAUUAGGAUGGAGAUGGGUAUUCUGGGUCCUCAUUAUCAUGGCUGUUGCCGUUUUCGCCCUCUCCAUAGUGUUUCAACGAGAAACAUAUCCGCCGACGCUUCUCGAACAAAAGACCAAGAAAUUGAGGAAAAUCACUGGGAAUCCGAGCCUUGAAUCGGCAGCGACAUUUAACAAGCCGCAGAGACAGGCAAUUACUACAGGCUUUGUCCGGCCAAUGAAACUGUUGUUUUACUCGCCAAUAGUCCUGGGACUAUCUCUCUUGACUGCAGUCGCUUACGGUACUCUGUAUCUCCUCUUCACGACGAUAACUGAACUUUUCCAAGUUCAAUAUGGAAUUGUCAACAACGUCGGACUAGUCUACUUUGGAUUUGGUUUCGGUCAAGUUGCUGGACUGACGAUUUUUGGGCUCGUUUCUGAUGCCAUCGUUCAGAAAAUGUCGAAAGGUGGGGAGAUGAAACCGGAAUAUCGUCUUCCUCCAAUGGUCCCCGGCGGUGCCAUGAUUCCAAUUGGACUGCUGUUGUAUGGCUGGACAGCUCAAUCCGGGGUGUUUUGGUUUGUACCUAUCAUCGGCACCGUCCUGAUUGGUAUUGGAAUGAUCACAGUCUUUACGCCGGUGGCCACAUACCUUGUCGACGCUUUCCCGGCAUAUGCCGCUAGCGCUACAGCUGCAAACACGGUUUUCCGCAGCAUCGGAGGAGCACUUUUACCUCUCGCUGGUCCCAAGAUGUAUCAACGCCUUGGUUAUGGUUGGGGAAACACACUACUAGCCGGGAUCUCUUUCGGCAUGAUGGGGAUGAUCUGGCUCUCGCUAAAAUACGGAGAGCGACUGAGGACAAAUCCCAAAUAUCAGCUGAAGCUGUGA
Messenger RNA from Aaosphaeria arxii CBS 175.79, 1572 nucleotides. Its product is annotated as MFS general substrate transporter. The record is from RefSeq and is a predicted model, not a curated record. The coding region runs from base 1 to 1572 and encodes 523 amino acids. Gene Ontology annotation, biological process: transmembrane transport. NCBI's taxonomy places the organism in Eukaryota, Fungi, Ascomycota, Dothideomycetes, Pleosporales. Gene Ontology annotation, molecular function: transmembrane transporter activity. The transcript is spliced from 3 exons.